CGCGCUUCUUAGCCAGCUGGCGGGGUACGCAGCUUCACAGUCUCAACAUGCAUGCGAAAGAGAAGGAUCUUGAGGAUGGAUGCUUCGCGGUGACGUUUGAGAGAAAAUACUACCGCCGGGGAGGGGUUUUCAUCAAGAGGAAUUUGCGACCCAAAGAAUAUCGCACCGGCUACCGAGGUCUCCAUGUGCCCCGACUCGGAAAGGAACGCCUUAUGAACGAAGCGGAAGCACUACGGUACAUCCGCCAGAAGACCGAUAUCCCAGUCCCAAGAGUGUACUGCGACUUCGAGGACGAUGAAGCGUACUACCUGAUUACCGAGUACGUCGAUGGCGUAGACAUGUCUUCAUUGUCGGAGGAGCAGAGGGCCAUUGUGUAUGAGGAGCUUUCGAUUCACCUGGCGAAGCUCAAGACCCUACGGUCCAACCGAAUGGGUGGGCCGUCAGGCAUCGUCAUUCCCCCCUACCGUGUGAUGCGACAGACAGAGACAGACGACUGGCGUCUGCAAGUCUCUGAUCGCGACGAGUACGUCUUCUGCCAUAACGACCUGUCGCAACAGAACGUUAUUGUCGACCCCGACACACUGAAAAUCAAGGCGAUCAUCGACUGGGAAUACUCUGGAUUCUACCCACCCUACUUCGAAAUGCUAUUCUAUACCAGGCUCGGCCCUUCGGUUGCCAUCAAAGACGAGAUAGAUGACUCAGCCGAUUUGCUAGCUUUCCUUAAGUCCAGGGCCGAGGGCGCCUGAUGGUUGGUGGGGUAGAUUGUUAAGGAACUUAGAUGUCGAUUUGUC
Molecule: messenger RNA, 791 nt
Organism: Thermothelomyces thermophilus ATCC 42464
Lineage: Eukaryota; Fungi; Ascomycota; Sordariomycetes; Sordariales; Chaetomiaceae
Exons: 2
Coding region: 48-746 (232 amino acids)
Source: RefSeq, a predicted model, not a curated record